GAAUUUUCUAAAUGUAGACACAAGCUUGAAGAAAGAGACCCUUGAGACUGCAUACCAAUAAUAUCUUAUCACCUGAUCUUAAUUGCAUACGCUCCCCCUUUUUGCAAGUGCAUUGCUGGCAGGCAAUAAGCGAGGAUUUGAGAUUGUUUGACUUGCUAUCUCGAGGUUACACAAGGUUUGCUCGAUCAAGGUGGCGACGUCAACAUCAACGUCAACGUCAAUUGCAGACUCGCCAGAUUUGGAAAGCAGACGACUACGGGAACAGAUCCAGAAAGUAAGGAACUUGAGACAGAAUCUCAAGAUGAAUACGGAGCCUUCGAGGUUAUCGGGGGAGGAUGAGUUGUAUGUUGGGGGAAUCGUCUCGUUGACCGAAAAUUCGCUUCAAAAGAAUAAUAUCACGCAUAUUGUUAGUGUUCUGAAGUAUGAUUUCAAGAACUUUAAUAUCGAUUGGAAUAAGUACAAGCAUCUUCAGAUCGAAGUGGAUGAUGUAGAGGACGAGAACUUACUGGGUGAAUUUGAGACGACGGGAGCUUGGAUUGAGGAGGCGUUAAAGGGUAAUGGGAAGCCUGAGAGUGAUGAAGGUGAGAAGAAGAAGAGUGCUGUGCUUGUUCAUUGCGCAAUGGGUCGCUCCCGUUCCGUAACCAUUUUAAUCGCCUACCUCCUUCGCCAAUAUCCCUCACUCACUCCCCAUACUGCACUUGCCCAAGUUCAACAAACACGUCCUUUCGCUGAGCCUAAUGAUGGAUUUAUGGCGCAACUCCAAUUAUAUCAUGAAAUGGGCUGCCCGAGAAACAUAGAUGAACAGCCUAAGUAUCAAAGAUGGUUGUAUCAAAGAGAGGUAGAUUUGGCUGUGGCAACCGGUGGACGUCCUGAUUGGGUAAGAUUUGAGGAUGAAGAAGAGCAGGAUAAACAGAAAGCAGACGGCAAAGAAAAGGAGAUUAGAUGUAGAAUGUGUCGCCGCAACCUCGUCACAACCCCUUACCUAAUCCCUCACACACCCAACUCAAAAUCCACAUCUUCUCCCACCUCCCUCGUUAAUCCCCAGACGACACCUAUUUCCUCCCUUACUUCCACCUCUAACCAUAGCACUUGUACCCACCACUUCUUGCAUCCUCUUUCCUGGAUGCGUCCAGAACUCGAGCUCGGAAACUUGUCCGGCAGACUCGAAUGUCCAAACCAAAAAUGCAAAGCCCAGAUUGGAAAGUAUGCUUGGCAAGGAAUGCGAUGUAGUUGUGGGGUAUGGGUUUGUCCGGCUUUCAGUUUGUUAAAGGGAAGAUGUGAUGAGGCCACGAUCGGAAAGAGAGUGGAAGGGGGGAGCGGUGGUAUUAGGUUACCCCCUGGGAUGAGAGGAAACGGAACUAUGGAGAGGGAGAAGGGAAGUUUGUAGACUGGGAACGAGAGAGUAUGGGGAUUGGCCUGGAAAUGAUCGAUGCUGCCGCACGGGUGAGGGAACAGACAGGUAUGAUGUAUUCACAUGUGUAUGAAUGAAUAUAACCAUGGUACGUUAUUGUACGUUACUGGACAGGAAGUACGAAAUGCGAUAUGAUAGGAAGUUGAAUGAGACUAAAUUGCAGGGCCACGGGUAUGGCUUAUUCUGCCCUAUCAUCUUGGCUGUAUUACACACUGUUGAGAUACAUAUACAAUACAUCACUACCACCUACAUCAAUGCCUGCAUAUGCAUAUACCUAGUUCUAAGCAUCUUCACCCGGUACAUAUGAAAUCUUGAAUUGAAAACGAAAACAAACCCAAAUUUUUUUUUACAAAAGCUUUAGGUAAUUACGAUGAAUCGGAAAGUUCGGAUUGCGAAAUUUUCAGCGUCAAAGGAGGAUUUGCGGAGCGACCGAUAGAUGAUGGAUUGGGUUGCCUGGCCCUGUUUGUGUAAUGCUGGGUUGUGUUUGCGCGGAUGCAAGGCGCAUGGAGCGGAUGGUGAAGGAAUGGAUUUAUGGUAUGGGUGUGGAUGUAAGAAGUCGGAACGUAAGCGGGAAGACGGUUCAGAACAAAUGUAUCUAGAUUCUUUAUGUAGUAGGUUGUAUAUUUGCAGAAGGGGUCAAUGUAUUCUAUGGAAAGUGUGUUAUAUCA
Botrytis cinerea B05.10 is the source of this 2079-nucleotide messenger RNA. RefSeq names its product Bcyvh1 (gene Bcyvh1). The coding region runs from base 302 to 1387 and encodes 361 amino acids. Gene Ontology annotation, molecular function: protein tyrosine/serine/threonine phosphatase activity. Gene Ontology annotation, biological process: protein dephosphorylation. Gene Ontology annotation, cellular component: nucleus. The record is from RefSeq and is a predicted model, not a curated record. NCBI's taxonomy places the organism in Eukaryota, Fungi, Ascomycota, Leotiomycetes, Helotiales, Sclerotiniaceae. The transcript is spliced from 4 exons.